GGACUAGACAAAGUGACAGACAUGUGUUUUGACCAAUCGGCUGUAGAGUUUCCUGCACCUUGGAAAGUACUCAAGAGGAAGCGAGUAGUGGAUGAGGACUGACGGAAAAUAAAACUGAAAACACAAAUAUUGAAAAUAACAUUUCGUAUAUAAUUAUUAAUGUAAACCCUCUGUUUUUUAAUUGUGUUUGAGCUUCAGGGCGCUUACUCAUUCACGCAGCUCGGCAGUACAUUACAAGGGUUGGACUGCUUUUUCCUGAUGUCUGCUGAAGCUUCUGGUGGGAAUGUGGUGCCGGAGCCCAGCUGUGCCCCUCCGUCCCCCAGCCAUGGCGUGGAGAAGAAGGCAGGACCAGGUCUGGCUGGCAGUAAUUACGUGAAGCUGAACGUUGGUGGAUCCCUGCAUUACACCACAGUCCAGACCCUCAGCAAAGAGGACAGCCUGCUCAGGAGGAUAUGUGACGGCACUGUGGAGGUGACCAUCGAUUCAGAAGGCUGGGUGGUGUUGGACAGAGGUGGACGCCAUUUCUCCCUGGUGCUGAACUUCCUACGAGAUGGCACUGUGCCACUCCCCGAGAGCCAGAGGGAGCUGGAGGAGGUACUGAAGGAGGCGCAGUACUACAGACUGCAGGGUCUCAUCCAGCACUGCCUUUCCACACUGCAGAAACGCAGUGAGGUCUAUGAGGGAGGCUGUCACAUCCCUAUGAUCACCUCUGCCAAGGAGGAACAGCGAAUGAUCGCCACCUGCAAGAAGCCUGUGGUGAAAUUGCAGAAUAAUAGAGGGAACAAUAAAUAUUCCUAUACCAGUAACUCAGAUGACAACUUGCUGAAGAACAUUGAGCUGUUUGAUAAACUGGGGCUGCGCUUUAAUGGUAGAGUGCUUUUCAUUAAAGACGUGCUCGGAGAUGAAAUCUGCUGCUGGUCCUUCUACGGAGAAGGACGCAAGAUCGCUGAGGUUUGCUGUACCUCCAUCGUUUAUGCGACCGAGAAGAAACAGACCAAAGUUGAGUUCCCAGAAGCUCGCAUCUUUGAAGAAACCCUAAACAUACUAAUCUAUGAGAAUGGUCGGGGCUCUGGUCAUGGAGGCAUGGGUUUAUUGGACUCAGGUGGUGUCUCAUCUCCAGGUGUGGGUCAGUCAGAGGAAGACGGGGCUGGUGUGGGGGGUGGAGACAGACGUGUGAGGAGGAUCCAUGUACGGAGGCAUAUUAUGCAUGACGAGAGGGGGCACGGACAGCAGACUGUGUACAAGGACUGAAAGCAGGGAUGGAGGGAGAAAUGAUAAACAUGAGUAGUAAAAAGAGCCUAAUGGUACUAUAACAGGACAAUUGUGAAUAAUUCAUAUGCAGGGACUUGGAUACAAGGAUGGAUGGGUGGGGGGUUGAGCAGCAAUGGGAAUCGAUCUUGGGUACAGUAACACUGCACUAAGAAAUAAUCUCAAGAGCCACAGUGUGGUUUCUUUUUAUUUUAUUUUUGAGGAUGAAUGUAUAUCAUUCUGAGUUUUGCUUUAUUUUUAUUUAUUAUUCUGUUAAUUUAUUGUCCAUAAUUUUCAACUUUUUUAAAAAAAAGAAUAUGCGUGAAAUAUCUUGUGUGUGUGUGUGUGCAAGAAUUGUGAAUGCGUAAUGAUGAACUGUGAUGUUUUUCUGUGGGGAUGUGUGUGUUGGCUGACAGCUGCAGAGGUACAUAGAGACGACUCAUUCUUGACUAACGUAUGAUGCAUGUUCCCACUAGAGUGGGUGCCGUCCUGGACCUUUCCUUAAAGUAUCCCAAAAGAAGUGUUUAAGUAAUCCUUAUAUAAACACUCCACUGUUGUUCUUCAUCAACUGUGUCUGUAGCGUGUGUGUGAUUGCGACAGACAGGAAUUUUCUAUGUGUUUCCCUGUACUGAGGAAAGGGGGAAAACCUGUUCACUCAAAGCACACCUAUAAUGAGAGUAUAAAGGCAGUUGCAAAUUCCUGUCAGUAAGAUACAGUGCAUAUAAAAUAAAACUACAACCGUUAUGUUCUAAUAAUAAAGAAGAGGCAGACCUGAGUCUUAAAAAAAAGCUGUUCUUAUGUGGUUUUAUCCAACUUUCCAACACUUUUCUACAAGAUUUUUGGUAUCCAUGCCCAAUAAAGUCUACACAACUAUGCUGGUAACCCAUAAUGACAACUUCUUCCUUAGAACUAAGUAGUCUUAGGGAAGAAUAUGUAGUGGUUUAGAUCUUAAUUUACAAUACCUUUGAAUAAGGGAAUUCAUGUAUGCAUAAAUGUUUAUAGACCGAAAUAAACAAAUACCCUUAGACUUCCAGUAUAAGCGAGCAUCUUUUCAGUACAGGAAAACGCAUCAGCAAGUUUUAUUUGUAACAGUCACGCAUUUGCUACAGAUAUUUUAGAUAGAUAGAGUUUAAAAACACUGGAGUAUUUCUUCAAGGAGCUACAUCUCAGUUUAGAAAUCUGCUAUUGUUUCAUCAAGCAGCCAGGCAAUGUAUGUUUUCAGUUUAAAUCUUUCAAAAGCCCUAUAAACCAGUUAUAUAAGCAUACCCAAAAUGUGUGUGAAUAUGGAAUUAUCUGACCAUUUACUUGAAGACUGACUAGAAGGACAAACUCUUGGGAAACUGACAAAAUGUUAUGCUGAUUUGGCCAUAGCAGGUUUUCUAUAGCCAGAGAAUCAUCCAAAGGACUGACAAACCUGGGCAGGAAUUACUUUUAUAGAUCAUUGUAUACAAAACUGCCAAACAUUGUUGCAUAUCCACUGCAAAAACUUCCAUUUUUGUUUUGGGUAUAAGGUGGCAG
This is a messenger RNA of Pangasianodon hypophthalmus (striped catfish), 2766 nucleotides long. RefSeq names its product potassium channel tetramerization domain containing 13 (gene kctd13). Gene Ontology annotation, biological process: negative regulation of Rho protein signal transduction; proteasome-mediated ubiquitin-dependent protein catabolic process; protein ubiquitination. Gene Ontology annotation, cellular component: Cul3-RING ubiquitin ligase complex. The record is from RefSeq and is a predicted model, not a curated record. The transcript is spliced from 7 exons. NCBI's taxonomy places the organism in Eukaryota, Metazoa, Chordata, Actinopteri, Siluriformes, Pangasiidae. Gene Ontology annotation, molecular function: ubiquitin-protein transferase activity; protein binding. Bases 259 to 1251 code for a protein of 330 amino acids.